AUAAAGUUUCAAUCUUUUGUAUUGGUAAACAAUUAAAAUAAGGUUUUAAUUGGAUUUGGGGAAAUGGGUUGUUUUCCUUGUUUCGAUUCGAAGGAGGAGGAGAAGCUGAACAAUCCAGCGGCAGAAAUUGAUGACAGAAAGCAGGUUCAACCAACGGUCUCUAAUAACAUUUCAAGAUUGCCUUCUGGAGUAGACAGACUGAGAUCAAGAAGCAAUGGAGGGUCCAGGGGGGAGCUGCCCAAAUUGCCUGAGCCCAAAGAUGUUGUACCGGGGGGGCAAAUUGCUGCUCAAACUUUCACUUUCCGUGAACUCGCGACUGCAACAAAGAACUUCAGGCCAGAGUCUUUCAUAGGGGAAGGGGGAUUUGGGCGUGUAUACAAGGGGCGACUCGAAAGCACUGGUCAGGUGGUUGCUGUUAAACAAUUGGAUAGGAAUGGACUUCAGGGCAACAGAGAAUUUCUUGUUGAGGUUCUCAUGCUCAGUCUUCUGCAUCACCCUAAUCUAGUGAAUCUUAUUGGGUACUGUGCUGAUGGAGACCAGCGGCUUCUUGUUUAUGAAUUUAUGCCCUUAGGAUCAUUGGAAGAUCACCUUCACGAUCUUCCACCUGAUAAGGAACCAUUGGAUUGGAACACACGAAUGAAAAUAGCUUCCGGUGCAGCCAAAGGAUUGGAAUACCUGCACGACAAGGCAAACCCUCCGGUUAUUUACAGGGACUUCAAAUCAUCCAACAUAUUGCUGGAAGAAGAAUUUCACCCUAAGCUUUCAGAUUUUGGGCUUGCAAAGCUUGGUCCCACCGGAGACAAGUCCCAUGUGUCCACAAGAGUUAUGGGCACUUACGGUUAUUGUGCUCCUGAAUAUGCAAUGACUGGUCAAUUGACGGUAAAGUCAGACGUAUACAGUUUUGGGGUAGUGUUUCUGGAGCUGAUUACUGGACGUAAGGCCAUAGAUAGCAACCGGCCCCAUGGAGAACAGAACCUUAUAACUUGGGCACGUCCAUUGUUCAAUGAUCGAAGGAAGGUCGCGAAAUUGGCAGACCCAAGACUGCAGGGUCGGUAUCCAAUGCGGGGUCUCUACCAAGCUCUAGCCGUGGCAUCCAUGUGCAUCCACGAACAGGCUGCCACACGACCUCUCAUUGGGGAUGUGGUUACUGCUCUGUCGUACCUAGCCAACCACUCUUAUGACCCUAACUCAGCUUCAGGUAAUGGCCACAGAGGUUCGGGAGAAAAAAAUGAGAAAAGGCACAGGGAUGGUGGAAGGAUAUUGAAGAAUGAGGAAGGGGGAGGAUCCGGACGGAGCUGGGGGUUAGAUGGUUCCGAGAAGGACGAUUCCCCAAAGGAAACUGCAAGGAUGUUGGAUAGGGAACGAGCGGUUGCUGAGGCCAAGAUGUGGGGAGAGAAUUGGCGAGAGAAAAGACGACAGAGUGCACAAGGCAGUUUUGAUGGCACCAACUAGUGCUGUAGUGCACAAUGCACCGUCUUCUUCAACCUCAGCUCCUACCCUCGUUUUUUCGCAGACUGGUUUGUUUGGGGUGUCCAAUGUAACGGAGAGUUGGUGCAGACGAACGUGUGUCGUGAUUUAACCUUUUUUCUUUUCCUCUUCUCCGAACACUGAAGAAGAAGAAUCCAUAAAUGGAAAUUGUACAUUAUCUUCUAGAAGAUUGAAGGAGAACAGAAGAAAGUGGAUGUAUUGAAAAUUUUUGAGAGUAAAAACGUCUGGUUAAAUGCUA
Pyrus x bretschneideri (Chinese white pear) is the source of this 1726-nucleotide messenger RNA. RefSeq names its product serine/threonine-protein kinase PBS1. The coding region runs from base 64 to 1452 and encodes 462 amino acids. Gene Ontology annotation, molecular function: ATP binding; protein kinase activity. Gene Ontology annotation, biological process: protein phosphorylation. The transcript has 5 exons. The record is from RefSeq and is a predicted model, not a curated record. Lineage: Eukaryota; Viridiplantae; Streptophyta; Magnoliopsida; Rosales; Rosaceae.